AUGUCUCUCAGCGUGGCCAUGCCUUUGAAGGCUGUCAUGUCCACCCCUACCGAGGAGAAGGUGAACUUGGGUCUCGCUAAGAUCUGGGCCGAGGACGUUGAUCAGGCUAAGGAUGUUUUCUCCUUCCUCCAGUCCAAGACUUACAGCAAGGAGAGGGAGGGAUUCUUUUUCGGAGACGUUUUCGCCGAUGGCGUGAUCAGGAACGGAGGGUUCACUGAGUUCGCCGAGACUGUCAACGGACGCGUUGCCCAGCUUGCCUUCCCCCUUGCUAUCGGAGAGACCUUCAACGGCGAUCUCUUGACCCAGAUCGCUGACCACCCCCUCAAGGUUCUCCUCCUUUGUGCGUUCGUCACCUAUGCCUCCCUCCCCCCCUUGUUUGAAGCCCGUCAGGACGAUCGCAGGGGAGCAAGUGUGUUCAAGGCCGCUGUGCCUCCUGAGGUCAGGAAGGGUCUUGUCAGCGUCUUCGAAACCUUUGAGCUGAACAAGGUCUUCAGCCCGGAGGCUGAGCUUACCAACUCCCGUGCCGCCAUGGUUGCCAUGGGAUUCUACCUCUUUACCGCUGCACUCUUCUAG
Guillardia theta CCMP2712 is the source of this 573-nucleotide messenger RNA. RefSeq lists its product as hypothetical. Lineage: Eukaryota; Cryptophyceae; Pyrenomonadales; Geminigeraceae. The record is from RefSeq and is a predicted model, not a curated record. The transcript is spliced from 6 exons. Bases 1 to 573 code for a protein of 190 amino acids.